Tachyglossus aculeatus (Australian echidna) is the source of this 782-nucleotide messenger RNA. It is a transcript of the gene FABP7, whose product is annotated as fatty acid binding protein 7. Lineage: Eukaryota; Metazoa; Chordata; Mammalia; Monotremata; Tachyglossidae. The record is from RefSeq and is a predicted model, not a curated record. Gene Ontology annotation, cellular component: nucleus; cytosol. Gene Ontology annotation, biological process: fatty acid transport. Bases 85 to 483 code for a protein of 132 amino acids. The transcript is spliced from 4 exons. Gene Ontology annotation, molecular function: fatty acid binding.
AGGGCUGGCCGGGGAGGGGAGCCCGGAGUGAGGCCCCCUGGCCGGCCGGCCGGCCCAUCGCCCCGCGACGGGAGGGCGUCCACCAUGGUGGAAGCUUUCUGUGCCACCUGGAAGCUGACCGACAGCCACAACUUCGACGACUUCAUGAAGGCUCUCGGCGUGGGGUUCGCCACGCGACAGGUGGGGAACGUGACGAAGCCCACGGUGAUCAUCAGCCAGGAUGGGGAGCGGGUGGUCAUCAAGACCCAGAGCACCUUCAAGAACACAGAGAUCUGCUUCAAGCUGGGAGAGGAGUUCGAAGAAACCACGGCCGACGACAGGACCUGCAAGUCCGUGGUGACUUUGGAUGGAAAUAAACUAGUUCACCUGCAGAAGUGGGAUGGAAAGGAGACCAAUUUUGUUAGAGAAAUUAAGGAUGGGAAAAUGAUUAUGACACUCACCUUUGAAGACGUGGUCGCCAUCCGUCACUACGAGAAAGCGUAGGAAGUGGCUGGAACAGUGUUUAGGUGAAUUUCUGCUGGAUGAAGUACAGUUCCCACAGAAGCGUCACCUAACGCUACAGACCCCAGGGGGGUCGGGCCUGGUGUCAUCGUGCGAGGCAAACUGAGGAGGGGCGGGGGGGAAUUUGGGGAAGUUCCAUCACAAAAUUGGAAAACUCUUGUUCCGCAAUUUAGAGGGUGUUUGACAACUUUUUAUCAAAAUGAAUAGCUCUACAAUUGAGGGGAAUUUUUUUUACAAUUUUUAUGAAUUCCGAUUGAGCAAAUAAAAAAACGUUUGACAUC